AUGGUCAAAGUCCUCAUCUCCCUCAGCGUGUUCGGCGCUGCCGCUACGGCUGGCUCCGUCACGGAACUCCCCGAGUCUGUGACGAAGCUCAUCGACUACUCCGUCAACCCCUGCGACGACUUUUACCAAUAUGCGUGUGGUGCGUGGCACAAGGAUGCUGUGAUACCCCCCGACGAAUCCCAAAUCGAUACGUCGUUCUACGAGAUCUCCGAGCAAAACGUAGCCCUAGUGGAGAAGUUUAUCACUGACAAUACGACCAAGCUUGGUAAGUUUUACCACUCAUGUUUGGACACGGCUACGCUAUCGUCGCUCGGCGUGACUCCGCUGGAGGACUCGUUCAAAGCCAUUCGGUCGGCCGACACCACGUUGGACCUCCUCAUUGUGGCUGGUGAAUUGGCCAAGAACGGAAUCCCUGCCUUCGUGGACAUCGUCUCCAGACCUGACGAGAACGACUCGACCAAGAACGCCCUCUUCGGUAUCCGAGCCCCUCUGCCGCUGGAUCGCUGGUACUACACCACCCCUUCCGAGUGGGAGUUCGUCGAAGCCGAGUACAAGGUGUACAUUGCGUCGGUGUUGCAGCUAGCUGGCUACACUGCUGAGCAAGUGGCGGCUGCCGUGCCGGUGAUCAUCCGUUUCGAGCAAAAUCUGGCCGGUGUCGCCCUCAGGGAGCUCAAGGAGAUGGAGGCCGCUGUGUCUCGCUAUACUGCAUUUACGUUCAGCCAACUGGACCAGAAAUACCCGCUGCUUGUCGGCUCGUGGCUCAAGGCCCAUGGCUUCGACAUCUACGACCAGUCGGGUGGUUCAAACGACUGGGUAGGGUUUACGGACUUGAGCUACUUAGACGACACCGAAGAGUUGUUGAAGAACACGCCGCUGGACAACCUCCGCACCAUCGUGGAGUACAAGUUCAUCCACGCCUCGUCAAAACACUUGAACCCUGAAUUCCGCACGGCCAACUGGAACUUGUUUGGCAAGAAGAUCAAUGGUGAAAGCGAUGAACCUUCUCAAAAAUUGUUCUGCUUCACUGAGACGCACUCCAUCUUGGGGGAUCUCUUGGGCCAGUACUUCUUAGACGCGGUGUGGUCGGCUGAUGCAGCCAAGACGGCUGACGAUCUGGUGAAGGCCUUGAGGUCGUCCUUCUCCACUAGCAUUGCCACCUCCGACUGGUUGGACAACUCGACCCGCGCCAAUGCGCAAACGAAGCUGUCCAAGCUUGUACACUUGUUGGGUGGCCCGGAAAAGCCACAGCUGUACCCCACGCUGACGUUGGACUUGAAGUCGUAUUUGAACAACCGGUGGAAGGUGUCUCAAGUGAACAUCGACACCAACUUAAAGCUGAACGGCCAACCUGUGAACACGCGCAAGUUCGACCAGUUCACCUAUGAGGUGAACGCGUUCUACAUCGUCGACACGAAUCGAAUUUUGCUUCCGGCCGGCGUUUUGCAAAAACCAUUCUUUGACGGCCAGUUUGACGCCGCCCAGAACUUUGGUGCCAUUGGGACGCUCAUCGGACACGAAAUCACCCACGGGUUCGACAACCACGGCCGUAAAUUCGAUGGCGACGGCAAGUACAACGAGUGGUGGUCGAACGACGCAACCAUCACUGCGUUCGAGACGAAAUCCGGGUGCAUUAGCGACCAAUACUCCAAAUUUGUCAUCAAGAGCGAUUUGACUGGCGAUGUGUUGGGCAAAUACACCGUCCUGUUCUCUUUGGGUGAAAUCAUUGCGGACAACGGGGGUCUCAAGACCAGUUUCCGCGCAUACCACGAGUACUUGAAGGAGUUUCCGUCCCAGUACACGGAAGAAGUAGGGGACAAGUUAUUCUACUUGUCGUUCGCCCAAUCCUGGUGCUCCAAGACCACAGAUGCUCGCCUCCUUGGGAAUGCGUGGAAGAAGCACCCGCCCAAUCGGAUCCGCGUGACAGGGGCGUUGCAAAACGACGCUGAGUUCGCCCGUGUAUUCCAGUGCCCCACCGACUCGAACUUGAACCCGUCCAACAAGUGCUUGUUGUGGGAAUAG
Aphanomyces astaci is the source of this 2019-nucleotide messenger RNA. RefSeq lists its product as hypothetical. The record is from RefSeq and is a predicted model, not a curated record. Gene Ontology annotation, cellular component: plasma membrane. Gene Ontology annotation, molecular function: metalloendopeptidase activity. Gene Ontology annotation, biological process: protein processing. The transcript has a single exon. The coding region runs from base 1 to 2019 and encodes 672 amino acids. NCBI's taxonomy places the organism in Eukaryota, Oomycota, Saprolegniomycetes, Saprolegniales, Verrucalvaceae.